This is a messenger RNA of Saccostrea echinata, 1304 nucleotides long. RefSeq names its product galactose mutarotase-like. NCBI's taxonomy places the organism in Eukaryota, Metazoa, Mollusca, Bivalvia, Ostreida, Ostreidae. The coding region runs from base 44 to 1216 and encodes 390 amino acids. The record is from RefSeq and is a predicted model, not a curated record. The transcript is spliced from 9 exons. Gene Ontology annotation, biological process: beta-D-galactose catabolic process via UDP-galactose, Leloir pathway; glucose metabolic process. Gene Ontology annotation, molecular function: aldose 1-epimerase activity; carbohydrate binding.
UUGGGUCGUAAAUAAUGUCUAGGUGAUCCUCUCAUCCUCCACGAUGCCUAACAACAGAAGGAAUGACCUCCAUGCGGCUAAUCGGAAUUUCUGUGUUAUUUUGGCCUUUCUGACCGUGUUAAUCAUUACCUUAAUCAGUGUGGUGAUUUAUCUCUCAGUUAAAAAUAGCGACACCGAAGAAGACAAUUCUUCAACGAUGAUUACAAGUUCUCUAUUUGGAACUCAUAAAGGAAAAGAGGUCUUACAGUAUACGUUAAGGAAUACUAAAGGGACAGAGAUACGCAUUCUGAACUAUGGAGGAAUUAUUACAAAUAUUUGGGUACCAGACAAGAGUGGAAAAAUGGAUGACAUUUGUCUUGGCUUUGAUGACAUGGAAGGAUAUGCAACAAAUGGUCCGUAUUUUGGAGCUCUGAUCGGGCGUUAUGCUAACAGAAUAGCAAAUGGCCGUUUUAGCAUUGAUGGAAAAACAUACCAGUUAGUCACGAAUAACGGUCCGAAUGCCCUACAUGGAGGAAAAGUUGGAUUCGAUAAAAGAGUCUGGAAUUCGGAGAUCGACGGUGACGUCCUGCGAUUGACCUAUGUCAGCGCUGAUGGAGAGGAGAACUACCCGGGAGAGGUGAAGGUCACCGUCAGGUACCAGCUGACCAAUGACAAUGAACUGGUCAUUCAGUAUUCAGCUACUACAUCAGCAAAAACUGUCAUUAAUCUCACAAACCACGCCUACUUUAAUUUGGCGGGACAGGGUUCUGGGGACAUUUUUGGCCACAAUGUAACCAUAAUGGCUGAUAAAUACACACCGGUGGAUUCUACCUCCAUUCCUACAGGAGUUAUAGAGAAUGUAGAUGGAACACCCUGGGACUUGCGCACCAAAAAGAACCUUGGAGAAAUGAUUCCAUCUGUCCCCGGGGAUGUGGGGUACGAUCAUAACUACUGCUUUGGAAAAACUGGAUGGCGGAAAUACAUGGCCAGGGUGGAACAUCCAACCACAGGUAGAUACCUAGAAAUGUUCAGCACUGAACCAGGUGUUCAGUUUUAUACGUCAUACUACCUAAACGAAACCGGAAAGGGCGGGGCCAAGUAUGGGAAAUUUGAUGCCUUUUGUCUUGAAGCACAGCAUUAUCCAGAUAGUCCAAACAAACCAAAUUUUCCUACAACAUUACUGGCUCCAUCGGAGACGUAUCUACAAACCACCACAUACAAUUUCGGUGUAAUGUGAUCUCAUAAUAUUGUAUUACAUAUUUUUCAUCAUUCCUUUCUUUUGUAUUAGAUUUAAGUAUAGUACCAUUAAAUUGUUAAUAAAUCAA